AUGUUUAGACACGCUGUAAAGCAAGUGGCUUCACGCAAGUUAGUCGCCGGUACUGCCGCUGCUGUAGUCGGGGCAUCUUUCUAUUACAAUCAAUUGCAAUCAACCAAUAAUUGGGAUAAUGCGUCCAUUAUCCAAAAUGAAGCUGUGCUAGCCAAUCCGGUCGAUUCGCCGAAUGUCAAUAUACCUACGAGAUCGGAAUUAGUCAAUAAUCUGAAAACUACAGACCAAUUCGACGUGUUAAUCAUCGGUGGUGGUGCCACCGGUUCGGGUAGUGCUUUGGAUGCUGCUACAAGAGGGCUUAAUGUCGCUUUAGUGGAAAAGGAUGAUUUUGCUUCCGGUACUUCUUCAAAAUCAACUAAAAUGGCUCACGGUGGUGUUAGAUAUUUAGAGAAGGCUGUGUUCCAACUGUCAAAAGCGCAACUAGACUUAGUCAUCGAGGCUUUAAAUGAAAGAGCCCAUCUUUUAUAUACUGCCCCACAUCUUUGUAAAAUCUUACCGAUUAUGAUCCCUGUUUAUAAGUACUGGCAAGUCCCUUAUUUUUACGCUGGUGUUAAAAUGUAUGACAUCUUUGCUGGUUCCCAAAAUUUAAAAUCAUCGUAUUUAGUUUCAAAAGCAAACGCCUGUGAAAUUGCUCCAAUGUUGGAUGAAUCAAAAUUAAAAGCUGGUUUGGUUUAUCAUGAUGGUACUUUUAAUGAUUCAAGAAUGAACUCAACUUUGGCUAUCACUGCAAUCGAAAACGGUGCUACUGUAUUAAACUAUAUGGAGGUGAAACAAUUGCUCAAAGAUCCCUCUUCUGACCAAUUAACUGGUGCUAUUGUGGAAGAUAUUGAAACUGGUGAAAAAAUUCAAAUUAAUGCAAAAGUUAUUGUAAAUGCUACUGGCCCUUACUCGGAUAAAAUUUUACAAAUGGAUAAUAAUAAAAAUGGCAAACCUGAUGAAUUCACUCAAAGUGCUGAAACCUCAAUUGCAACAAAAGUGGCUGUUCAAAAUCCACAUAUGGUCGUUCCAAGUGCUGGUGUCCAUAUUAUAUUGCCUUCAUUCUAUUGUCCAAGAGAAAUGGGUCUGCUUGACGCAAAUACUUCAGAUGGUAGAGUUAUGUUCUUCUUACCAUGGCAAGGUAAAGUGUUAGCGGGUACUACUGAUAUUCCAAUGAAAACUGUCCCUGAAAAUCCAACUGCUACUGAAGCUGAUAUUCAAGAUAUCUUAAAAGAAUUACAGCAUUAUAUUAAAUUCCCUGUCAAGAGAGAAGACGUUCUAUCCGCUUGGGCCGGUAUUAGACCUUUGGUCCAAGAUCCAAGAAAGACUCCAAAGGAAGGUGCCACCCAAGAAUUAGUUAGAUCUCAUUUUAUCUUUACUUCCGAUCAUGGUUUAGUCACUAUUGCAGGUGGUAAAUGGACCACAUACAGAGAAAUGGCCGAAGAAACUAUCGAUACCGUUGUUAAAAAUGGUAAAUUUAAUGUUAAGCCUUGUUCUACAAGAAAGUUGAAAUUGGCUGGUGGUGAAAAUUAUGAUCCAAACUUAGCGGCUUUACUGGCUCAAAAGUACCAUCUACCUUCAAAAUUAUCUGAACAUUUAGCAAAUAACUACGGUACUAGAUCGCCAUUGAUUUGUGACAUGUUUGUAGCUGAUGAUCACAAUAGAUUACCAAUCUAUUUAGCUGGUAAGGAAGAAAAUAAAGUUUACGGUACUGUUGAUUUUGAUUCUUUCAGAUAUCCAUACAGUAUUGCUGAAGUUAAAUACUGUGUCCAUCACGAAUACGCCAGAACAACUUUGGAUUUCUUAAUGAGAAGGUCAAGAUUUGCUUUCCUAGAUGCCAAACAAGCUUUGAAAUCGGUCGAAGGUACUGUGAAGAUUAUGGGUGAUGAAUUGAAUUGGGAUGAAGAAAGAAGAAAGCAAGAAACCGACUAUUCUAUUGAAUAUAUUAAAACAUUCGGUGUCUAA
Tetrapisispora phaffii CBS 4417 is the source of this 1941-nucleotide messenger RNA. RefSeq names its product glycerol-3-phosphate dehydrogenase (gene GUT2). The record is from RefSeq and is a predicted model, not a curated record. Bases 1 to 1941 code for a protein of 646 amino acids. Gene Ontology annotation, biological process: glycerol-3-phosphate metabolic process. The transcript has a single exon. Gene Ontology annotation, molecular function: glycerol-3-phosphate dehydrogenase (quinone) activity. Gene Ontology annotation, cellular component: glycerol-3-phosphate dehydrogenase (FAD) complex; mitochondrion. NCBI's taxonomy places the organism in Eukaryota, Fungi, Ascomycota, Saccharomycetes, Saccharomycetales, Saccharomycetaceae.